Molecule: messenger RNA, 1188 nt
Organism: Ziziphus jujuba (common jujube)
Lineage: Eukaryota; Viridiplantae; Streptophyta; Magnoliopsida; Rosales; Rhamnaceae
Exons: 1
Coding region: 574-1047 (157 amino acids)
Source: RefSeq, a predicted model, not a curated record
AAAAAAAAAAAAGGAACUACAUAAGUGUUUGGCCACUUUUAACUGUCAAAUAAGAGAUAAGCUAUAAGCAACAGCUGCUAUUUCGAUUGGCCGGCAAACUUAGUCUCCGUUUCCACAUAAAUUUUUCAAUAAAACAAAUACAUGACCACCCAACCGCUAUCAAUCCCUUCAAUCAUUGGAAUUAAGAAAUCUGAUUAAUUUGCUGCCAUGACAGAUGUUCAACAGCUUAACAAUAUAUAAUAUAUCUCUAACACCUACGUGGAACCUCAUUAUUAAUGUACAUAUAUAUAUAUAUGUAUGCUAAUCAACAGCUAGCUAUAGUCUCUGCUCUCUCUCUAUCUCUCUCUCUCUCUCUCUCUAUAUAUAUAUAUAUAUAUAUAAUAAUCUAGUUUAUGCCCAAACUUAGUUCCAUCUUAUGUUGGAAUUUACUGAGCACGUUCUCAACAGAACAUCACUCUAUAUAUCUCCAUCAACAAUUUUACAAUUUUUCCUUGAUAUACCUUCUAUAUAUAUAUAUAUAUAUAUCGAUCAAGAAUAUAUUUUUUCCUUGAUCUUAAUUACCUUCUUUCAAAUAUGGCGACCCAACUCCAUGACAAAGUAGUUGAAGACGUAGAUGAUAUGGAAAAUGAAGAAACGGCAUCAGCAGCUUGUUGGAGUAGUGGCUGUGGUGGGUGUAUGCAGGGACUGUUUGGCUUCCGGUGGUGUAUGAAGAACAACAACAAUGGAUGUUCGAGAGCGUAUUUACUAGGAAGAAGACAAGGAGAAGAAGAAGAAGGAUUGACAGCAGCGGUGGUAAAAGAGACGUGGUUGGUCAAGAAAGCGAAAACGAUCAAAGAGGUUUCGGAAGUGUUGGCCGGGCCCAAGUGGAAGAACUUCAUUAGGAGCAUAAACAAGAAGAAGAAAAUGCAGUUUCAGUAUGAUCCUGAAAGCUAUGCGCUUAAUUUUGAUGAUGGAGUCCAUGUCCAAACCGAACCGGAUUCUGCUUACCUGAAAUUUUCUUCUCGAUAUUCUGCUGCUCCAGCACUGGGAAUCAACAUUAAACCCUAGCUUGAGCGUGCAGGGAUUAUUCUUGUAAUUUUGUUUAUUCAGUUUCUUUGUUUCUUUUUUUUUUUUUUUUUUUUUAGUUUUUUCCAUUUCAAAUUUUGUUAGAGAAAAAUGCUAGUGUGCAUUCAUAAUAUAUAUAAAUAU